GCUGAAACAGUAGUCAGCAUUCCUAGCAUUUGCAGUCUUGUCACGGUAUUUAAUAAUGUUUAAAAACCGUUCAUAAUCUCUCGAACCGACUUUAUAUCAUCAAGUAAUAUCUAAAAUAAGUGGAUUGAACAAAAAAUACACAUUCACAUGAAGUCGUAUUGUAUUGGUGAAAUCGGAUGAAAUGGAAAAAUGCCCUAAGGAUGUGACAUGCUGCCUCGUCGUCGUCAUGAGAGUAUGACGUAUGAUAACGACGUUAUGCGUAGAGUACUGUAUUUCUAGCGUAAAGGAAUCAAAACAGACAAUUUUGGCUGCUGGCCAGUAAAUUAUUGAACGUGAAGUACUUGAACUUCGAUCUAAAAGAGACACAAUGCCAUGGAUUGCUGUUAUACCAAUAAAGAUGGAAAUACCACACCUAAUAAAGAACUUGCAAACAUCUCUAGUCCAGAGAUGUUUGACAGUGACCAUGAAAACGAAGAGCACAACGAACCGCCAGUAAUAGAACCACGACCAAUAGCUAGUCCUCAAAAGCCUUCUCAAGCCGACUUGGUCGCCAAGUCUGAUAGCAAGUUAUUAGCUAGAAUCAGCAAACUCCUGUGUGGUGUCCCACCACCACCAAAGCUUACAAUAUGCAGAACAGACUGUUCGGAAUUAUUAAUGCGUAUUUACGACAACGAACAUUUAUUUUGGACACCAUGCAUAUUGUCAGGGAAACAGAAAGAAGGUGAAACAUCUCUGGAACAGAAGGAGAACAUUAGUACAAAUACUUAUCCGCAUACCAAGAGCACGCUUAGAAACUUAAGCACUGCUUUUGACGCUUGUGAUCCUCAAUAUCAAAAUAAUGUUAGUGAUAAUCUAAGUAACGUACACUUAAAAGAUGCUGGCAGUGAUAAUUUUAGAAUAGAGACAGUGGUUCCUACUAAUGACAAGAGUAUAGUCAGUAGCGUAAACGGAACGACGGUGAUGAAUUCUGAACAAAUACCUGAGACUAAAGUAAAACACGUAUCUUUUGCUGCGGCGCAAAGCCAAUCGUUACUUUAUUACACGGUUGACCAGAAGGCAGCUGUUGAUUUAGUAUGGCCCGAAGCAUAUUAUCAUAAAUAUCAUGGAAUACAUUAUAACCGAAGUACAGCGGUCGAAGAGUUCGAGAGUCUUACUUCGAAAUUAUGUGGGAGAUAUAUAGGGGCUGAGACUCAGUCUACUUGCACCGUAUGGUUCUCUAAACCGGCACCGAGCAGUGCUAAGAAACGAAGCCUCUUGGCGAAACGUAAUAACGGACAGAGUCCGGGGAAGAGAUUGAGUCAUUUAACGAGAAGGCGGAAAGCAUUUUCUAGCGCGAAUUUACAAGGUUUAGCAAUGAACAAUAAGAAGAUGGUAGUAUUAAACAUCAAGAAGCCUGUAGUUAAAAAGGGUAAGAGUCCACGGGCGAAAAGUCCGCGAGGAAAAAGUCCACGUGGUAAGAGCCCAAGGGGUACUCCGAAAAGUUCGACGAAGAAAAAAGUGGCGCGACGGCUCGUUCUUGACGGACCUAGUCCUUUGAAGAGCAAGAUCGAAACAUCGAAGCGUGCCCUCUUUCAGAGUCCACCAGCCGAGCGGGCUGGUCCGAGCAAGUUGUUCACAGGCGGCUCCAAUCCCCAGAGCAUCAAACGCGCCCUAUUCACGCAAAAUACAAAAGAGAACGAUUCUGAGGCUGUUCAAAAGAUAAGUAACGAUGAUUCGAAGAAGAGAAAGAACGAGGAGGACUUGGAAGGGCCUCGAUGUAAAUGGGCGAAGAGUUUAUCUUUCGAUUGUUCCCAUGAGCUGCAUAAUAAAACGAUAUCGUGGGACAGGCACUCGUCUAGUAAUAUAAUCGAGAAGACUAAAUUGACCGAGAAAAGAUGCGAGCUCAGCGAUGCUCACAGAAAGAAAUUGCUGUGGGCAGUAGCAGAGGCUUUGCGAGGCAAGGGAAUAGGCAUGACUCAUCCGCUGUUCAAGCAGUACGCUACGAAUUUGGCGCGGACCAUCAAGAAGUUUAUGCCGGAUCUCGAGAAUAAGAAUAUUCCUCGGAAACCAGGGAGUACGAGCGAUCGUAUGCUGAAACUAGCGAAACACCACGUCGUCUACGUAAUCGAUGCGAGACCACCAGACUGACAAUACUCAACUGUAUACAAAUAACAUUAAUCUUCUGUUAAGGGCAAUUGAGAUCUUUGAUUCUGUUCUACGAGGAUAAAUGCGUAAUGAUAGUCGACGAUGAGCGACGGUACUGAUUACAUAGACGUAAGUCCCGUUAUUACACGUUAGAAUUAAAGAUCUCAAUUAUACAUUAUUUAUCAUAAGAAUAUCAACGAUAAGACGUCGUUGGUAUUCGUACACCUGGGUAGCAUAUGUGUAAACUACGAACGUUAUUUAUCCGAAUUCAGCGAAAAGGAGUCAAUUAUGUUGUAACAAAUUAGGAUAAAAUUUUUUACUGCCUAAACAUAUAUCAACGAGAGGUCUUUAAUGUGCCUAUUUUUUUAUUAGCGGUAAAAUAGUUCGUAUAUCUCACAACUUAUAAAUAAUCAAUAAAAGGUGCUUAGUAAAAAACAGAA
Molecule: messenger RNA, 2564 nt
Organism: Ceratina calcarata
Lineage: Eukaryota; Metazoa; Arthropoda; Insecta; Hymenoptera; Apidae
Gene: mi
Product: cyclin E-interacting protein minus
Exons: 5
Coding region: 373-2127 (584 amino acids)
Biological process (GO): regulation of protein ubiquitination; traversing start control point of mitotic cell cycle; protein localization to kinetochore
Cellular component (GO): kinetochore
Source: RefSeq, a predicted model, not a curated record